CUGGCAUCCCACUCGCGUUGCCCACCCACCAUCACGCGCACCCCAAGGCCCAACUACUAAUAAAGCCAUCACCACACGCGCAUGCGCAGAGGGAUAGAUCAGUUUCCCUUCUCGCGAUCCAGCAAUUGCAAGUGUUCUUCCUUCUCGUUCCCGGUUCCAAGACCGCAUCUUUUGAGCUUCUUGUUUGGAGAGCAGCCGGAUCUUUUUCAGGAGGUUUCCGAUUUGCGCCGCUGCCCACUGGCCACUCGGUUUUGCGUGUCGGUGACGUUUCCCUUAUCCGGAGAUGUCUUUUCGGAGUAUGGUUCGUGAUGUAAGAGAAAGCUUUGGUUAUAUAUCGAGGCGUAACUUUGAGGUGAGAAUUCAUCACAGAGGGAAGUCUCUUGGAAGUGACCUGCAAGACGGGCCUAUGGUAAUUCAGCAAAGCAGAUGGGCUAGCCUUCCUCCUGAGUUACUCCGCGAUGUGAUGAAAAGGUUGGAGGAAGAUGAGAGUAGCUGGCCAUCCCGUAAGGAUGUUGUUUCUUGUGCCUCUGUUUGUACAACCUGGAGGGACAUGUGUAAGGAUAUAGUGACAAGUCCAGAAAUUUGCGCAAAGCUCACAUUUCCAGUAUCACUUAAGCAGCCUGGACCACGAGAUGGAGUGAUCCAAUGUUUCAUAAAAAGGGACAAAUCAAAACUGACGUACCGUCUCUACUUGUGCCUUAGCUCUGUGACAAUGGUGUAAAAGAAAUAUUUGGCGGAAAGAUUUUAAGUUACAUUCUGAUACUAUAUGAAGAACAAAAUAGAAUGGUUUCAUCAGAUGGUACUAGGGAUGCAACACACUGAUAAUUUGUGCUGGAUCUUGUAGCUGUGCUUGAUGAGAACGGGAAGUUCCUACUAGCUGCCAAAAGGAGCCGGAGGACGACGCACACGGACUAUGCCAUUUCUAUGGAUUCAAAAAAUUUCUCACGAUCGAGUACUGGAUACAUUGGGAAGCUGAGGUCAAAUUUCCUUGGAACCAAAUUCAUCAUUUAUGACACACUGCCUCCAUUCAACGCUGGGAGGCUCUGCUCACAGGAACGGCCCCCUAGCCGUCGGUUCUCUUCCAGGAAAGUCUCACCAAAAGUUCCAGUGGGUAGCUACCCCAUCGGACAGGUGAACUAUGAGCUGAAUGUGCUUGGCACCCGGGGGCCAAGGCGGAUGCUAUGCACUAUGCAUUCCAUCCCAGAGUCAGCUGUAGAGGCUGGCGGUGUUGUGCCAGGGCAACCGAAAGAGCUCCUUCCGAGGUUAUUCGACGAGUCCUUGGGCAGCACAGCAAGUUCCUUGUCCAAAUACUCCAUCGCAGAUAGCUCCAUGGACUUGAGCAGCUGUCGGUACUCCGAGUGCGGUGGAGGAGGUGACGAUGCAGACAAGGAGAGGGAGAGGCCCCUGGUUCUGCGCAACAAGGCGCCGAGGUGGCACGAGCAGCUGCAAUGCUGGUGCCUCAACUUCCGUGGGCGCGUGACGGUGGCAUCAGUCAAGAACUUCCAGCUGAUAGCUUCGCCAGCUUCAGCAGGGGCUUCGGCGCAGCCCCAGGCGGCGUCGGGUCCGUCAAGCCACGACACGGUGAUCUUGCAGUUCGGCAAAGUUGCAAGGGAUAUGUUCACCAUGGACUACCGGUACCCGCUGUCAGCUUUCCAGGCCUUCGCCAUAUGUUUGACCAGCUUUGACACGAAGCUGGCCUGUGAAUAGAAGAUGAGAUGGGUAGGAAGGAAGGGUAGCAAUUAGAGCAGGAGGUAGCAGUGUGAGAGUGUUUAGUGUCUGUAGUAUGUGAUAAGCAGAGCAUUCAAGUCUGUCUUGUUUGGUGAGGUGUGCUUUGUGAAGCCUGAAAAUGACUUUGUAUAUAUGUAGUGCCUUUGCGCUGGGAAAAUCUGAAAAUUUGGUUGGUGUUUGGAAUGA
Panicum virgatum (switchgrass) is the source of this 1914-nucleotide messenger RNA. Its product is annotated as tubby-like F-box protein 7. Bases 925 to 1707 code for a protein of 260 amino acids. NCBI's taxonomy places the organism in Eukaryota, Viridiplantae, Streptophyta, Magnoliopsida, Poales, Poaceae. The transcript is spliced from 5 exons. Gene Ontology annotation, molecular function: protein binding. The record is from RefSeq and is a predicted model, not a curated record.